AUGUAUGAAGUGGUAGCAAUGAUUAAACAGCUGGGAAUACCAACAUGGUUUAUGACGCUUUCAUGUGCAGACUUAAGAUGGCCUGAGCUAUUUCAGAUAAUUGCAAGAACAAAAGGCAACAACAUAACAACCGAAGAAGUAGAGGCCCUGUCGUAUCAUGAGCGAUGCUCAAUGUUAAAUUUAAAUCCAGUUAUUGUAGCUAAACAUUUCCAGUAUCGAGUCGAAACAUUUUUCAGGGAUGUUUUGCUCACAAAUGCAAACCCAAUUGGUAAGAUAGCAUAUAUUAUGCACUCCGUAUCGAAUUUCAAAUGAGAGGUUCGCCACAUUUGCAUGCCUUACUAUGGACAUCUGAUUGUCCAGAAUUAACGAACGAUACAAAAGAUGCAUACAUAUAUUACAUUGACCAACAUGUACAAGCAUACCUCCCAGACAAAGAAACAGAUCCUGAACUUUAUGACUUGGUAAAAACGUACCAGACACAUAAUCACAGCAAAACCUGUAGAAAGUAUACGAAUGUUACAUGUAGAUUUAACUUUGGACAGUUUUUUACUGACAGAACAAUUGUUGCUGAACCUUUGGCUGACGAUAUCGAUGAUGAGAUUAAAUCAAAUAUUCUAACCAGACGAAAGGAAAAUUUGUCUAAAGUUAAACAAAGAAUUGAUGAUGUGCUAAACCCAAGCAAACCUACUUAUGACUCACAUGCAACUCCAAUUAACAUUCUAAAUUAAAUAGAUAUUACAGAACAAGACUAUCAAUGGGCUUUAUCAAUAUCUCCAUGAGAUUCUGACCAUGAAUUGCACCUGAAACGACCAAUAGACAGUUGUUUUACCAACAACUACUUUAUUGCUGGGUUAAAAGGAUUUGCUGCAAAUGUUGACUUGCAACCAGUGUUUAAUCAUUAUAAGUGUAUUACAUACGUUUGUUCUUAUUUUACAAAGGAUGAAACUGAAUGUUCUAAAGCCAUCAUAAAUGCAGCAAAAGAGGCUAAAGAAGCCAACUUAAAUGUAAGAGAUGGCCUAAGAAAAAUAGGUGCAGCUUUUCUCUCGACUCGUGAAGUCAUCGCUCAAGAAUGCGUUUACAGAUGUAUGCCUGAACUCUGGUUAAGAAAAAUAUUCCCGAAAACCCUCUUUGUUAGCACGGAUUUUGCUGAAAAUUGCGUUAGAUUUGUGAAGAAACAACAAGAACUUGAUGAGUUAGAUGAUGAUAGUACAGACAUUUUUAAGUCUAACAUUAUCAUCCGUUACGGUGACAGACCGAAAAAAAUUCCUGUCGUUAAUGAUAUGUGUUUAGCUUUAUUUGCUGCUCACUAUUUCAAAGAUUACAAAAGUGAUUUUAACGAAGUAUCCGAUUCUCAACCUGAAGUUUUAAGCGAUGACUUCAUUGAAUCUCAAAAUAUCGAAAAUCAUAACACUGGACUUCCCGAUCGAAUAAAACUUGUAAACAGCAAAGAAAUUAUGAAGUGCAGAAAAUUAAAGCUGUCAUUUGAUAUCACACUCCAAACAAAAGAAAAGAACCUGAAAAAUAUUUUCACCACCUUCUCAUGUUGUACUUUCCGUGGCGUAACGAGCAGGAACUCGUUGGCGAAAACCAGACAUACAUAUCUAAGUUUUAUGUGCCAGAUGUGCAAGAGGUAGUACUAUGCAACAAAGAAAUAUUUGAGCCAGAUGGUGAUGCUAUUAAUGAAGCACUAGAAAGUUUACGAAACUUUAAUGGCAUACCAACUCACUCCUAUGAUCCAAUAAAUGACCAGGAAAAUGAAGACUUGCAACAAAGUUUACCUGACGAUUCUGAUGAAACUGAGUCUUUUAAUGAAUCGUUCCCACAACAUCUUGCAUCAAAUCCUGAAUCAGUUCAACCAUCUUCUGGAAUAAGUUCUUAUAAUCAACCCUUAGCUAGAAAUCAGUGA
Paramuricea clavata is the source of this 1906-nucleotide messenger RNA. The record is from the annotation of a GenBank genome assembly. NCBI's taxonomy places the organism in Eukaryota, Metazoa, Cnidaria, Anthozoa, Malacalcyonacea, Plexauridae.